Molecule: messenger RNA, 4660 nt
Organism: Odocoileus virginianus texanus
Lineage: Eukaryota; Metazoa; Chordata; Mammalia; Artiodactyla; Cervidae
Source: RefSeq, a predicted model, not a curated record
AAUUUGCAGAAGGAUGAGACAAGAACAGUAAAACCUGAGAAGGAAUGUGAGGAAAGGUUAUGUAAUGAUGCCGUGGACCCUUUUGUCCUGCUUUGUCUUAAGGCUGCCUCUGCUUCCAGGUCAUUGGUGGAGGUCAGUGGUGUGACUUCAGUCUUUUUAUUCUGUGAAAAACUUCCAUAUUGGACUGGGCCUUGGAGAAAACAUACUUCAGCAAAAGGAUCAUGGCUGCUGUUCCUCAAAAUAAUCUACAGGAACAACUGGAACGUCAUUCGGCGAGAAAGCUUAAUGAUAAAUUGAGUCUUUCAAAACCGAAAUCUUCAGGUUUCACUUUUAAAAAGAAAGUGCCUUCAGCCAACGAUGUCUCUGUAACCAGUGUGUCAGGGGCAAAAACACCUGUGUUGAGUGAUAAAGAUGUUAAUAUCACUGAGGCCUUUUCCUUCAGUGAACCUUUACCCCACACCACCCAUCAGCAGACGGGGAUCAAUGACUUUAAAAGUGCUCCAUCCGGACCGCAAACUAAGAGAGUUGGUUCAAAACCACUAUUGCCAAGUUUGUCGCAGGUUCCCCAGGAAGUUUCAUGUACAGCCCAGAACACACCGGUUAUAAAGCAAUCCUACAAUGCUACUUUCAAGAAAUUAGAAUUUAGUUCCUCAUCAGAUUCUCUUAUUCCCUUAAAUGAUUGGGAUGAUAUAGAUGACUUCGAUACUUCUGGAAAUUCUAAAGCAUUUGUGACACCGUGCACAAACCGCUUCAUAAGAGUAAGCACUGCUCAGAAAUCAAAAAAGUCUAAGGGGAACUUAGUAAAAGCACAGCUUAAUAAAACAAAUACAGGGAAGACUGAUUUGGCUCCCUCCUCCUCUGAGAACAAGCAGGAACGUUUGACUGAGAAACAGAAGGAUGACUCAGAAUGGUUAAGUAGUGAUGUGAUUUGCAUUGAUGAUGACCCCAAUUCCGAAGAGCUGAUAAAUGAAGAUACUCAGGAAAAUCACUUGUUAAAAACUCAUUUGGGAGCGGAAACAGAUAAUUGGGAAAAGAAGAAAAACUCGGAAGAAACAGAAUUACGUUCAGUUGAGAGAUCUUCAUGUGUUGAGCUUGACGAAGAUGAUUAUGACAUAGAUUUUGUCCCACCUUCUCCAGAAGAAGGAAUGACUUCUACCUCUUCAUCCUCUUUAAAAUGCUCCAGUAUGUUAAAGGAUCUUGACACUUCUGACAAAAAGGAUAGUCUUAGCACAUCAGAAGACUUGUCAAAACCCAAGGAAAUGGCCACACAGCAGCCUCAUCGAGAAACCAGCCCAAGCUGUGAAGCUAGACAGACAAGCUUACAGCAGCAGCUUGUCCGUGUGAUGGACCGAAUCUGUACAUUAGUUGAUGGUGUUCCUGAUGAUGAGCUGAAAACUUUGGAUUGUGGGAAUGAGCUGCUCCAGCAGCGGGACAUAAGAAGGAAACUCCUAGCUGAAGCGGAUUUUGAUCCCAGUGAUGCCAGUGUUCUUAGCUCCUUGUGGGGAUGUAGGCCUGAUCCCUUGGAGAGCCCUGUGGAGGACUCUGCCUCUGUUUCCUUACCUUACACGUUUCCGAAGGGUGAUUCCUGUCCUGCAGGGAAUGCUGUGAAGGAGUUCACUCUUUCACACCUCCCCUCAAAUUCCAUGUCCACCCGGGAACGUUUACUGACUCCUCCCCUAGGAAAGAAGGGAGUCUCAGCCACCACGAAGAGUCCCUUUGAAAGACCGCUAUUCAGUUCCCAUUUACAGAAGUCCUUUGUAAGUAGCAACUGGGCUGAAACACCGAGGGCAGAGAAAAGAAAUGAAAGCCCUGAUUUCCCAGGAAAUGUUCUCACAAGCACGGCUGUGAAAGAUCAGAAUAAAUAUACCACCUCCGUAAAUGACUUGGAAAGAGAACUCCAGGCUGCUUGCGAGAUUGACAAUUUUAACAUAGAUGACUUUGACGAUGAUGAUGAUGAUGACUGGGAAAAUCUGAUGCAAAAUUUAGCAGCCAACAAAUCUUCCACAGCUGCCUACCCACCCAUUAAGGAAGGUCGACCAGUUAAAUCAGUGUCAGAAAGACCUUCUUCCGCCAAGACAGACUGCCUUCCAGAGGCAUCUACCACUCAAAAUAAAAACUUCUCAGAGUCAAUUCCGAAUUACCCUGACAAGACGGAGCAGAAUGUAGCAUCCAGAAAUCCGAAACACAAGCGUUUCCAAAGUCUUAAUUUUCCUCAUACAAAAGAAAUGAUGAAGAUUUUUCAUAAGAAAUUUGGCCUGCAUAAUUUUAGAACUAAUCAGCUAGAGGCGAUCAAUGCUGCACUGCUUGGCGAAGACUGUUUUAUUUUAAUGCCCACUGGAGGUGGUAAAAGCCUGUGUUACCAGCUCCCUGCCUGUGUUUCUCCUGGGGUCACUAUUGUCAUUUCUCCCUUGAGAUCACUUAUAGUGGAUCAAGUCCAAAAGCUGACUUCCUUGGAUAUCCCAGCUACAUAUCUGACAGGUGAUAAGACGGACUCAGAAGCUACAAGUAUUUACCUCCAGUUAUCAAAAAAAGACCCAAUUAUAAAACUUCUGUAUGUUACUCCAGAGAAGGUCUGUGCGAGUAACAGGCUGAUCUCUACUCUGGAGAAUCUAUAUGAGAGAAGGCUCUUGGCACGUUUCGUCAUUGAUGAAGCGCACUGUGUGAGUCAGUGGGGACAUGAUUUUCGUCCAGAUUACAAAAGAAUGAAUAUUCUUCGCCAGAAGUUCCCUUCUGUUCCAGUGAUGGCUCUCACUGCCACAGCCAACCCCCGGGUACAGAAGGACAUACUCACUCAGCUGAAGAUUCUCAGGCCUCAAGUGUUUAGCAUGAGCUUCAACAGACACAAUCUAAAAUACUACGUGUUACCCAAAAAACCUAAAAAGGUGGCAUUUGAUUGCUUAGAAUGGAUCAGAAAGCAUCACCCAUAUGACUCAGGGAUAAUUUACUGCCUCUCCAGGCGAGAAUGUGACACAAUGGCUGAAACAUUACAGAAGGAUGGCCUUGCUGCCCUGGCUUAUCACGCCGGCCUCAGUGACUCCGCCAGAGAUGAAGUACAGCACAAGUGGAUUAAUCAGGAUGGCUGCCAGGUAAUCUGUGCGACAAUUGCCUUUGGAAUGGGCAUUGACAAACCAGAUGUGCGCUUUGUGAUCCACGCCUCCCUCCCAAAGUCUGUGGAGGGUUACUACCAAGAGUCUGGCCGAGCCGGAAGAGACGGGGAGAUCUCUCACUGCAUACUCUUCUACACCUACCACGACGUGACCCGGCUAAAGAGGCUUAUCCUGAUGGAAAAAGAUGGAAACCGUCAUACACGAGAGACCCACUUCAAUAAUUUGUAUAGCAUGGUACAUUACUGUGAAAAUAUAACAGAAUGUAGGAGAAUACAGCUUUUGGCUUACUUUGGUGAAAAUGAAUUUAAUCCUCAUUUUUGUAAGAAAUACCCAGAUGUUUCAUGUGAUAACUGCUGUAAAACAAAGGAUUUUAAGACAAAAGAUGUGACCGAUGAUGUGAAAAAUAUUGUAAGAUUUGUUCAAGAACACAGUUCAUCUCAGGGAAUAAGAAACGUAAAGCAUAUAGGUCCUUCUGGGAGGUUCACUCUGAACAUGCUGGUCGACAUUUUCUUGGGGAGUAAGAGUGCAAAAAUCCAGUCAGGAAUAUUUGGAAAAGGAUCUACUUAUUCAAGACACAACGCCGAAAGACUUUUUAAAAAACUGAUACUUGACAGGAUUUUGGAUGAAGACUUGUACAUCAAUGCCAACGAUCAGCCAAUUGCCUAUGUGAUGCUCGGAAGUAAAGCACAAACCGUACUAAAUGGGCAUUUAAAGGUAGACUUCAUGGAAACGGAAAAUUCCAGCAGGGUGAAAAAACAAAAAGCAUUAGUAGCAAAGGUGUCUCAGAGGGAAGAGGUGGUUAAGAAAUGUCUUGGAGAACUUACAGAAGUCUGCAAAUCUCUGGGGAAAGUUUUUGGCGUCCACUACUUCAAUAUUUUUAAUACCGUCACUCUCAAGAAGCUCGCAGAAUCUUUAUCUUCUGAUCCUGAGGUUUUGCUUCAAAUUGAUGGUGUUACCGAAGACAAACUGGAAAAAUAUGGUGCUGAAGUGAUUCCAAUAUUACAGAAAUACUCUGAGUGGACAUUGCCAGCUGAGGACACCUCCCCACGGAGAAGCCCCUCCAGCAGCAGAGGCACUGAAAAAAACACCCCUGAGGAGUCAGAUGAGGAAGCACCCAUAUCUUCUCACUACUUUGCAAAUAAAACCAGAAACGAAAGAAAGAGGAAAAGGAUGCCAGCCUCCCAAAGAGCCAAGAGGAGAAGAACUGGUUUCGGUGGUUCAAGGACGAAAGGGGGGUCCAGCACAUGCCGAAGGAUGCCUUCUAAAACUAAACCCUCCGACAUAAUCGGACCCAGUUCCACUUUGCAUGGUUCUCAAGCAGCAUCAGGAGUCAGUAGGAAAUUGGGCAUUAUGGCUCCACCAAAGCCUAUAAAUAGACCGUUUCUGAAGCCUUCAUAUGCAUUUUCAUAACAACCAAAUCUCGAUGUACAUAGAUCUCAUUUCUUGUUUGUCAGCAUCUGACCAUCUGUGAAUAUAAAGCUGUUAGUUUCGUUAUACCAUUUGUAAAUUUUUACCCGUAUCUAUUAAUAUUUAAAUAAAUGCUCGGGGUGACA